Messenger RNA from Phalaenopsis equestris, 1610 nucleotides. Its product is annotated as U-box domain-containing protein 12-like. The record is from RefSeq and is a predicted model, not a curated record. The transcript is spliced from 2 exons. Bases 178 to 1530 code for a protein of 450 amino acids. NCBI's taxonomy places the organism in Eukaryota, Viridiplantae, Streptophyta, Magnoliopsida, Asparagales, Orchidaceae. Gene Ontology annotation, molecular function: protein binding.
AAGCUGACAAUUCUAUAUAAUAGAACUUCGACGGCAGCGGAAGAUCCGGCCCCGCGCAUCCCGCUCUGCUAUCGCAUAAAGAAAGAGAAACCACACCGAUUUGCCCUUAAUGGCUUCUUAGCAUCGUCUUCCUCCUCAACCCAUCUCCUCCGACAUUGUGAUGCGCGAAUCCCUCCCAUGGCGAAAUGUGAAGUUCUAGCCGGAGCACGGUGGUCGACUUUCUCCCCCUCUGGUUUCCGCCGCAGGCUUCUCGAAGCAAUGCUCUGCGGCGCAUCAAACCAACCCCGGAGAAAAAGUAAAGAACGCCAAUCAGAUCGUCUUGCUGAUUUACUUGAGGCUGCGGCGAUCGAUUCGCGGUGCAGGGAAGCAGACGAGAAGAGACGAAAGAUGGAAGCUUUCGAGGAAUUGCAGAGUGUUGUGCGAAGGCUUCAGGAAACCGAGGAAGGCUUUCAUGGUGGCCGAGCAGAAGCUGCGGCGGAGGUGAGGAGGCUUGCGAAGGAUAACUCAGAUUUUCGGCAGGCUCUCGCGAUGCUCGGCGCCAUUCCUCCUCUUGUCUCUUUGCUCGAUUGCAACGAUGCCGAUUCGCUCAUAGCCGCACUCUACGCGCUUCUGAAUCUAGCAGUCGGCAAUGAAGCGAACAAAUCAGCGAUUGUGAGAGCGGGAGCUGUUCGGAAGAUGGUGUUUUUGAUCGAAUCAGGGCCGUCACCUGCAGCGACGGAUGCAAUCAUCGCCAAUAUUCUCGGUCUCAGCGCAUUAGACGCGAAUAAGCCCAUUAUCGGAGCUUCUCCAGGCGUGAUCCCAUUUCUGUUGAACUCUUUACGAAAUUCGUCCUCUAUCUCCUCCAACCAAUCCAAAGAUGACGCCUUGCGCGCUCUUUACAACCUCUCGAUCUCGCCGGCGAACGGUGCCGCUUUGGUGGAAGCCGGAAUCGUUCCCUGCAUUCUCGACGCCGUUGUAUAUGAAACAGAGUUCAGCGAGCGGUCGCUUUCAGUGCUUUCCAACCUCGUCGUUGCUUCGCCAGAGGGCCGGCAAGCUGUAAGCCGCUUCGCCGAUGGAUUCUCUAUCCUCAUCGACGUGCUUAACUGGAGCGAAUUUCCCAGGUGUCAGGAGAAGGCAGCGUACAUUCUGAUGGUGAUGGUGCACAAAUCGCAGGGCGGCGAGAGAGCGGCUAUGGUGGCGGCCGGACUUACGUCGGCUUUGCUUGAGCUCGCGCUCAUUGGAAGCGCACUGGCUCAGAAGCGCGCCUCACGGAUUCUGGAGUUAUUGAGGGAGGAGAAUGGGAAGCAGGUGAUGGUUUCUGAACCUAUCAGCGGCGGCUGCAGCGGAGCUCCAGCGAGUUCGGCGACGAUGGAGGAGGAGGAGGGGAUGAGUGUGGAGAUGAGGGAGGUGAGGAAAUUGGUGAAGCAGAGCUUGCAGAGUACCAUGCGGCGGAUUGAACGGAGGGCGAAUUUUCCAGCGGAGUUUGCGCCGUCGGAUCGAUUCAAGGAGCUCACGGUUUCCUCGACGUCGAAGAGCUUGACUUUGUGGUAGUGCUAAAAUCCCGAUUUUUAUGCUUGUCGUGUUCUUAUUCAUCUUUCUUUCCUUUAUUUUUUUUUUUUUCAGAGUUAAUA